AUGGGGUACAUCACGUGUGCGGAGUAUACGCAGUUCUACGGGGGCAAGAAAGCAGACCUUCCAAGAACUAAUUUUAGACGUUUGUCAUUUGAUCACUGCAGUUUGUCUCUGCAGCCAUUUGAGUACCCAGUUUGCACACCAGAUGGGACAGUCUUUGAUAUACUGAGCAUUGUUCCUUGGAUAAAGAAAUACGGAACAAAUCCAAUCACAGGAGAGAAACUAGAUGCCAAAUCACUUAUAAAGCUGAAUUUUGCUAAGAACAGUGAAGGUAAAUACCACUGUCCAGUGCUGUUUACUGUAUUCACCAAUAACUCCCAUAUUGUGGCCAUCAAGACAACUGGAAAUGUGUUUGCCUAUGAGGCAGUCGAGCAGCUGAACAUAAAACCAAAGAGCUACAAGGAUCUUUUGACAGAUGAGCCCUUCACUCGGCAAGACAUUGUGACACUGCAGGAUCCAACAAACCUGGAUAAGUUCAAUGUCUCAAACUUCUUUCAUGUUAAGAACAACAUAAAAGUAAUUGAUCCAGAUGAAGAAAAAGCAAAAUUAGAUCCAUCUUACUACUUGAAAAAUACAAAUACAGAGACACGAGAGACUUUACUGGAGCUUUAUAAGGAAUUCAAAGGUGAUGAUAUUCUAGCAGCUACUAUGAAGGCUCCUGAAAAGAAGAAAGUGGAUAAGCUGAAUGCAGCUCACUAUUCCACUGGAGCAGUAAGUGCUUCCUUUACCUCCACUGCAAUGGUGCCUGAAACCGUCCACGAAGCAGCUGCAAUUGAGGAAGAUGUUGUGAGAUACAAAUACGUGAAGAAGAAGGGCUACGUGCGACUUCACACUAAUAAAGGAGACCUAAACUUGGAGCUGCACUGUGAUAUGACACCCCGAACAUGUGAAAACUUUAUAAAAUUGUGCAAGAAGAACUAUUAUGAUGGAACAAUUUUUCACAGAUCAAUCCGUAAUUUUGUGAUCCAAGGAGGUGAUCCUACUGGAACAGGAACAGGAGGAGAGUCUUACUGGGGAAAACCUUUCAAGGAUGAAUUUAAGCCAAAUUUGUCCCACACAGGACGUGGUGUUCUUAGUAUGGCCAAUUCUGGACCCAACACAAACAAAUCACAAUUCUUCAUCACAUUCCGCUCCUGUGCGUAUCUGGACAAGAAGCACACAGUUUUUGGAAGGGUGGUUGGUGGCUUUGAGACUCUGACUGCUAUGGAGAAUGUGGAAAGUGACCCAAAAACAGACCGUCCCAAGGAGGAAAUACGAAUUCAGACAACAACCGUUUUUGUUGAUCCAUAUGAAGAGGCAGAUGCCCAGGUUGCUGCAGAAAGAGAGAAGGCCCAGCUAGAAGAAGAUGCAGCCAAAACAAAAGCUGAGGUGGCCCCACCAAAGAAAGAGGUCCAGGCUCCUAAAACUUACCGGCAGGGGAUUGGAAAAUAUAUUAACAUGGCUGCAGCGAAGCGCAGCGUGGAAGAUGAUGGGCCGUCAACCAGCACAGCUGCAAAGAAAGAGAAAAAGAGCACAGGCUUCGGGGACUUCAGCUCCUGGUAGCAGCACUGGGAGCCUAGCACUGGAGCAGCACAGCAAAAAAGAAACACAAGGCAGCCUCCCACGUGUCCUCCAAGAGCCCAAAGGCAGCCUGUCCUGGGGAGGGAAGGCACCAGCCUGCCCUUCCACUGGGGAAGAAGACUGCUGCUUUGUUACGGCUGGUUAAUGUGGCUUUGUUUUCUAGAGAGCUGCAUUCCCCCCACUGCGUCUUCCUCGAAGGCCUUUUUGUUGUUGUUUUGCUAAGUGGGGAGCAGGCAGCCCAGCUCCGCGGGGGAUUAGCUGGAGCCUUUCUCUCCCUGCCUGGCAGCAGACCAGGCAGAGCCCAGCCUUGCAGGACACUGCUUCAGUGAACAGCUGCGUUGGUGAAAGAGCUCCUUUUACAGGUAAUAAUUUCCAGACCAACCAAGUCUGCUGAAUGAAGGGAUGAAUUGACGUAGUGAGGAAGUGCCUGUGCUGCUGUAGCGCUUUGCAGAGGGGAGGAGAGGGCUCCAGCCUGUCCUGCCCUUCCCUUCCAGCUGCCUUUUACUAGUUCUCAUCAAGGACCAAUU
This is a messenger RNA of Chaetura pelagica (chimney swift), 2084 nucleotides long. It is a transcript of the gene PPIL2, whose product is annotated as peptidylprolyl isomerase (cyclophilin)-like 2. Gene Ontology annotation, molecular function: ubiquitin-ubiquitin ligase activity; peptidyl-prolyl cis-trans isomerase activity. Gene Ontology annotation, cellular component: catalytic step 2 spliceosome. The transcript is spliced from 20 exons. Gene Ontology annotation, biological process: protein folding; protein peptidyl-prolyl isomerization; protein polyubiquitination. Bases 1 to 1539 code for a protein of 512 amino acids. The record is from RefSeq and is a predicted model, not a curated record. NCBI's taxonomy places the organism in Eukaryota, Metazoa, Chordata, Aves, Apodiformes, Apodidae.